AUGGCUCUGAUAUUCCCCCAGCUCAGCGGCCAACAAGAAGCACAGGCUGUCCUGGAAACCGAACAGGCGGCGGCGGCGGCAGACCCCGCCGCCGGCGACGCGCUCUUUGUUGUGAGCAACAAGUGGUUCAGCGGCUGGUGUCAGUACAGCGGAUUUGUAUAUGAUCCGGUCCGCAAGAAGCCCAAAGUGGUGCCGCAGCAGGAGCCCGCGCCGCGCCCGGGCCCCAUCGAUAACAGUGACCUGGUGGCGGAGCCGCCUUCCACUUCCGACUUAACGUCUGAGCAGCAGGCAGGCGUGGUGGUCGUGCGAGACCAGCUGGUCGAUAAGCAUCACUUUUGGAUGGUACACGAGCCCACCUGGAACCUGCUCAAAGAAUGGUAUGGCUGCAAGGGGCCUGAGGUGCGUCGCGAGUAUCACAUGGCAGGGCACCGAAUACAGCUGGAGGCGCAGCAGCAGCACUAUCGUGUGAUAGCGCGUCCUGCGGGCGCGGAAGAGCAGGAGGCGGUGGUGGGGUGCAGCGCAAUGUGCAAGCUGUCGGAGCUCAAGACCAUGGCCUGCUCGGCGAUGGGGCUGGAGGCUGACGAUUAUGAUGUGUACGAUUACAGGCGCUGCCAACAGGGUGCCAAUCUGGAGGCCACCACCUACAAGACACUGACGGGCAACAAGCUGCAGGACCAGCAGGCGGUGCUGCUGCUGCCACGGGGGCGGCAGGCCCCUCCCUGGGCUGACGAUGUUGUGUAUGAUGCCCCGGGUCGCGCCCGCGGUCUGGCGGGGCUGGGUAACCUGGGUAACACCUGCUUCAUGAACUCCUCGCUCCAAUGUCUGGCACACAGCCUGCCACUCAUGCAGACCUUCCUCACCGGCGCCUACAAGCGCGACCUCAACAAAGACAACCCGCUGUCGCUGGGUGGCAAGCUGGCGCUGGCAUUCGGUGCACUGAUGGACAAGCUGUGGCGGGGUGGUGUGGGCCACGUCUCCCCCAAGCUCUUCAAGUGGCAGCUGGCCAAGUUUUGCCCCCAGUUCAGCGGCUACGCGCAGGAGGAUAGCCAGGAGCUGCUGGCCUUCCUUCUGGAUGGUCUGCACGAGGACCUGAACCGCAUCACUGACAAGCCUUACAUCGAAGACAAGGACUCAGACGGCCGGCCUGACGAGGAGGUGGCAGCAGAGGCAUGGGCCAACUAUCGACGUCGCAACGACAGCGUGAUCGUGGAUGCCUUCCAGGGGCUCUACCGCUCUGUGUUGACCUGCCCACAGUGCGAGUACCAGUCGGUCAAGUACCUGUCGCUGCCGCUGCCCUCCUCCAAGAUGCGUGGUGUCACCUUUACAGCGGUGUUCGUGGAUGGGACUGUUGCGCCGCGUACUUACGGCAUCGAGGUGCCCAAGAGUGCCACAGUAGGCCAGCUGUAUGCGGGGAUUGCAGAGCUGUUGGGCCUAGCCACAGAGGCUCCUGAGGAUGUACUGCUUCUGACUCAGUUCAACAUGAGUGAUGCCAGCUUCGCCGUGUAUGCAGACUCCAAGGCACGUGUGUCAUCCAUCGAGGACCUGCGCUCCCGCUCCUUCUUCCACUCGCGCAGUACUAGCCACCUGUACAUUGCAUACGUUUACCCUUCCUCCGAGUCCGGGCCACGGAGUGGCAAGCACCCCGUGCACAUCUUCCACAGGCCCUUCCGCAGGCCCCAGGCGCCAGCACCUGCUGCACAAGAAGAUGCUGUGUUUGGCAGCGAUAGUAUUGAGCAGCAGCAGCAGGCAGAGGGCCCUGCGCCUAUGGAUGAAGCUCCGAUUAGCGCAGUGUCAGUGGCGGCAGGGCCGGAGGCAGCUGCAGAAACAAUGAUGAUCUCGGCAUCGGCAGCAGACCAUGAGGCGAUGGAGCUAGAGCAGGGUGGCCCUGGCCGCGGCCCACCCAACGGCUCGGUUGAUGCUGAAGCAAUCGCCAAAUCGGGUGGCGAUGAGGCCUGGCUGGAUAGCAUGCCGGUCAAUGGCACAAAUGCCCAAGCAUCAGGACUAUUUGCCGCAGACGUUCCCAUGGUGUCCGCGGCAGCAAUGGCACAGAGCGGAGACAGCGAGGAGAUUUUUGACUUGUGGUCUGCCCAGAAGGAAGACGCGGCCAAGGCAGCGGCAGCGGCAGCAGCAGCAGCUGCCACUAGCCCACCUUUCCUGCUCAAAGCAGCCAAGCGCGCCGGCUACAACAUGGCGCUGACGACUUACAGUGUUAUUCUCGAGGUGCCAGAGGAUGGCCAGCCGUUGCUGCUGGUGGCAGAGUGGCAGGACGCAGCGGGGCAGCUGUAUGACCCGCAUCCCUUGCUGGAUGCGGAGAAGGACGCAUCAGCCCUGGCGCUGGCGGAAAAGCAGCGCGAUGGCGGCAAGAGCGUCACGCUGGCAGAGUGCCUGGAGACAUUCCUGCAGCCGGAGCAGCUGGAUGCCGAGGACAGGUGGUACUGCGGCAAGUGCAAGCAGCACGUGCAGGCGGACAAGAAGCUGGACCUGUGGAGCCUGCCGGACGUUCUGGUAGUCCAUCUCAAGCGUUUUUCUUAUUCGCGAUACUCGCGCGACAAGCUGGACACGCUGGUGGACUUCCCGCUGAGAGAUCUGGACAUGACGCCCUACCUGCGGAGCAGGCAGCAGCAUGCGCAUCCAGCACAGCAGCAGCAGCAGAGCGAUCCAGCCCGCAGUACUCGCUACGACCUCUAUGCCGUCUCCAACCACUAUGGAGGUAUGGGUGGCGGCCACUACACUGCCUACUGCCGCAUGCCGGGGGCAAGCGGCGGUUGGCACACAUUUGAUGACGGGCACGUGGGGCGCAUGGAGGAAAGCGGGGUGAAGACCAGCGCGGCUUAUGUGCUCUUCUAUCGCCGUCAGGGCGCCCAGGCAGAUGAGGAUGUGCAGGUACUGCUGGAGCGCGCAGAUGCCGAGGCGCAGCAGGAGCUGGUGCCAGCAGCAGCAGCAGCGGGUGUGGUUGCAGAGGAGCAGGCGGGCCCGGCGGGAGCAGCAGCGGAGCAGCACAAGAAUGUGGCAUCGCACGCAGCACCGCAUCCGACAGUGCCCAGCACCUCGGCAAGCUCACUACGCAAGAGGCAACCAGCUGCUAUCUAUGAAGAGGGGGCGCACGACAUUCCCGCGGCUGGGGCCAUUGAAAUUGACUGA
Molecule: messenger RNA, 3141 nt
Organism: Chlorella variabilis
Lineage: Eukaryota; Viridiplantae; Chlorophyta; Trebouxiophyceae; Chlorellales; Chlorellaceae
Exons: 21
Coding region: 1-3141 (1046 amino acids)
Biological process (GO): protein deubiquitination
Molecular function (GO): cysteine-type deubiquitinase activity
Source: RefSeq, a predicted model, not a curated record